AUGGCUACCCCAGAAUUUGAAUUUGCUAGCAAGUUUCUCACUCUUGCCACUUUGCAAGAGCCAAAGUUUGCGCAAAAUUACCAGAAACCCUUGAAGGACGUUAACUCAAUCGGUGUUGCGCUACCUGCUCUCAAGUACAAAUACGAUCCAACUCGAGUUAGCAAGCAAUUACCUUCAGGUGCUGAUGCCACCGCUUCUGUAGAGCUAACUUUGAAGAGUAUCAGACCACCAAAGUUCACAUUCACUGACAAGUUUGGUAGUGAUGCCACUGUAUUUACCGUUAAGCAAAGAGUGGUCGAUGAGGGCCACUGUCGCCACAUUCAAUCCGUGAAGCUACUACUAAAGGGUAAAGUUCUACAUGAUAACAUGGUUUUGAAGGACUUGGGUGUCUCAAAUGCCGCCAUAACUGUGAUGAUCGCCAAGGAAGAAGAAAUCAAGUCUACUCCACCAACAAUUGAGGCCCGUACUCCAGCCUCUGUACCUUGGAGUGAUAUACAAGCUCUGUUGAACAAUAAGGUUGCUAACGCUGAUGAAGCCAAGACAAUGUUUGAGCAGUUACAAAAAGGGUAUGAACUAGCUCAGCAGAGCUCUACUCCUCAACUUGACUAA
This is a messenger RNA of Nakaseomyces glabratus, 609 nucleotides long. It is a transcript of the gene MDY2, whose product is annotated as Mdy2p. Gene Ontology annotation, molecular function: protein binding. The record is from RefSeq and is a predicted model, not a curated record. NCBI's taxonomy places the organism in Eukaryota, Fungi, Ascomycota, Saccharomycetes, Saccharomycetales, Saccharomycetaceae.